UGUUAUUAUGGGGGGAAAUCGGUGAGCUUCUUAGCAAAUAUGGGGUUUGAAUAAUACAGAAAUUUGUCCUAAACCCUUUAUCCGUUUCUUUACUAGAUUGAUUGUGAAAGGCUUAAGAGUUUUUCGUCUGUUCCCUUGGAAGUUGGAACUUGGAACGCGGCUUGCAACGAUGGUCCAAGAAGCUGAAGAGCAGAGAAGCUCCGCUACAGUUACGGAGGAGAGAGGAGAUGAAUCCGAUAGAGGUACGAAGCGUUGCCGUGAUGAUGAACCGAACGCCGGUGCCGUUAGCGAAGCUCAUCCAGAUUCGGCGGCGGAUCACCAGUCGCUAAAGCGUAUCGCGAAAGCUCAGGAUGUGUUGUUCAGGAUAGUCGUCCCUACGGGGCAGAUAGGGAAAGUGAUUGGUAGAGGAGGUUGUCGAAUCCAAAAAGUCAGAGAAGAGACUGGGGCCAUGAUUAAGAUUGCAGAUGCUAUUCCUCCAUAUGAAGAGCGUGUAAUCAUUAUCAGUUCUGUGGACAAUGAUAGCCAGGUUUCUGAUGCAGAAAAUGCACUUCAUCAUAUAGGCAGGGUUAUUCUCAUGGAUGAUGAUGUCAGUGUUGUUGCAUCAGUUGGUGUAGGACCGGUUGCUGUCAAAAUGAUUCGGUUGCUGAUUGCAGGGUCACAAGUAGGUUCUGUGAUUGGGAUAUCUGGACAGAAUAUAGAGAAAUUAAGGAAUUCAUCUGGCACCAAUAUCAUGAUUUUUGCUCAAAAUCAGUUCCCCUUAUGUGCUUCUAAUGAAUCUGAUCGCUUGGUGCAGAUAACAGGUGAUGUUGCAGGAGUACUGAAGGCCUUGGUGGAAAUUGGCUGUCUAUUGAGGGCAAAUCCACCCAGAAGAGUUGUUUCAGCCAGACCGGCGUACAACUUUAACUCAAAUCAACCGUAUAUGGCCCCAGCUUCAGCUGAUUAUGUAACCUUGGAGAUGAUGGUUCCGGAGACGAUGGUUGGUGGUUUGAUCGGCAAGUGUGGCUGCAACAUUUCAAAGAUCAGAACUGAGUCUGGAGCAACGAUCAAGGUUGCUGGUGCAAGGGGUGAACAAGCUCAGAGGUUAAUCCAACUCGCUGGUAGUGCACAACAGGUAGCGUGGGCGAAGAAGUUGAUUGAUGAAUACAUCUAUUCACAAGCAUUAUUACAGCUGAGACGUCAAUAAUGCCUUUGUUUUUCUCUCGAUUGGUUGCUCACUCAUUUCUUUUGUGUUUUCAUUUCUAGUAGCCUUUUUUGAUUAAUGUCUUGUAGCUUAUACUAGAUCACAACCAUACCGAUAGAAACCAUACACUUAUUGAUCAUCUUUCUGUCUGGCAGUUGACAGGGUUUUCGAGUUUAUAUGUAAUUCGGCAGACAACAGAUGUUAUCACUCAACUGUUUCUGAGAAUCUUGUUGCUGAUUGUAAAUAUUUUCACAUUCUUAUGAUUUGCACUGUUUUGAGUCUCGAACCUGAUCAAGGUUUAGGUUUAAAUGUAUUCUCUUACAGCUAUUCAAUAAGCCAUAGACCUCUAUAAUUCUAUA
Molecule: messenger RNA, 1539 nt
Organism: Macadamia integrifolia
Lineage: Eukaryota; Viridiplantae; Streptophyta; Magnoliopsida; Proteales; Proteaceae
Product: poly(rC)-binding protein 4-like
Exons: 8
Coding region: 170-1183 (337 amino acids)
Biological process (GO): regulation of gene expression
Cellular component (GO): cytoplasm; nucleus
Molecular function (GO): mRNA binding
Source: RefSeq, a predicted model, not a curated record